UGCUACCACAGAGUUCAUUGAUAACGCUGCCAGGGAGAGAAAUUCGUCGAUAAAAAAGCGGUUGUUAAUUAAAAUCAGAAAAUGAGCGUGUCUGUCACUCGUACAAUCCCUAAGAAAAAUGACACAAGGAGAGCUGUCAUGCGGGAGCGGGUUUAUGACCACUUGUACGAUCCAGUCUACACAGUGUCAUCAGAGAUAGACCAUGCCAGGUCCAACCUCAGGGCCUUUGCAUCUAAGGACCGAAUUAGGAGAGUGCCUGAGUUUGGGUCUAUGUUCAGUAACCUGCCCCACCACCCAGGGUACACUGUUCAGCUGGACCUUACAGACCCAGUGCCAGCCUCUAUUGAUCGCCGCUGGCGAGGCCACACGGAGCAGCGCAGAGAGGCACUGCAGCAGCUGGCUGGGGUUAUUCCAAAUGCUCAGUCAUGGCUGAAAAAGGAAGAGUGUCAUGUGACCGGAGCUGAUCGCUGGAAAUACUUUAAGCGUCCUCUGAUUCCCUCUGGACAGCAGCUUCUCCCAGGUGUGAUUUUUGCAUUGCCUCAAGAAGACUUUGUAUCCACUGGUGGACAGAAUGCUGAGCAACAGCCCACCCACUUCACUGUGGGGGUCCAGACAGACUAUAGAGAAAGUGAAGCACAAACAGACCCGUACAGCCCUGAGUAUGUGGUGCAACCUGGGACAUCUCCCUCAGAGCUCCUGCAGCUGGCAGCUUUGACUUGGGGUCGUGGUCUGCCUGCAGGCCUGGCAGAAGUGGAAAUGAUAGAGCGGGCACGAGCCAAACGAGCGUGGGAGGCCACUCUUCCUCCGUUGAAUGACCUGAGUCAGCUGGACAAAAGGAGACGUAUGAUGGAGGAGAUGGAGGUCAAAGAGUGGGCUUUCAGAGAGGGAGAAAUCCAGAAGUUGCAAGAUGUUCGUCUUGCUGUGCUGAAGGACCUUUUAAGGCGGAGAGAUGAGGCCCAGAAAGAAGUCACAAACGACCGACUCAACCAGAUAUAUUCUAAACUCCUAAAAGACAAAGAGACCAAGCAACAAAAGAUUCACAAUGACUACCUCCGGUCGCUGAGAAAACUGGAAGCUAAGAGGAGAAAUGUGGAGGGCAAGCGAGAGCAACCUGUCAAAAGCUAUGCAGAUUCUCGGCCAUAUGCCCCUGGGAGCCGCAGGGAUACAUUCACCCGCAACAAAGAGUUAAAAAACUACUACUUAGACACAAGUGAAGGUUUACUAAAGCUAGAGGCAGGACUUUCUAUGUCAGUCCUCAAGUCAAGCUACCAAAAAUCCAAAAUCAGCAUCAAGAAUGUGAUGAAGCCCCCUGAGAGCAGAGAGGUCGAACUAAUGGAGAAAUACAAGGCCCUGAGGGAGGCGGAGAGAGAGCAAGCGACCAAGAGAUCUUUGCGUUUUCUUGUCAAGAAAGAGAAGCCUGCUCCUCGUCCUGUCACCCCCAGAGUGGAGGAGCCACCAGAGGGGGAUGAAGAGAUGGAGCUUGCAGUCAUCCACUUGCAGAAACUACUGAGAGGACGAAGUAUCCAACAUGAGAUGUUUAAGGGCAAGGAGAACUAUCAGGAGCUCAUCCAGGAACUGAGGACUGUCCAUGCCCUGCAGAGUGAGGAGCAAGAGCUACAGAAAGCUGACAAAGACCUCAUCAUGACCCUUAAAAAACAGAGAGAUGAACAUACGCACAAGGCCUCUCAAGUAGAAGCAUCUCAGGCCGGAGUGGUUGGUUCAGAGCUCGAACUCCUGUUCGACACAUUGUCAAAGGAGCUGAUUCACCUCCAGGAAGAGCGCAGGAUCCACGCCUUUAUACUACUGGCUGAGAGAGACCGUCGUCAACGAGAGGCUGAGGAGAGCGGGAGGAGACAGAUAGAAGAGCGCAGACGCAAAGAAGAAGAUGAGAUCUUUAGACAAGUGGUGCAGGUUCACCAGGAAACUGUGGAUUUGUAUUUAGAGGACAUCAUCCUCGGGACCAUGGAACAGACAGCUGACCAGCAGGCCAGAGAGGAGAUCCGCAAGAAGGCAAAGGAGGUCAACGACAUUGCUUAUGCCAUGGAGGAAAGCCGGAACAAUCUUCAGUCGGAGGAGAUUGUGUCAGAGUUGGUGUACAGUUUCCUCAUCCCAGAGGUUGAGAAAAUCUCUGUCAGACAAAGAGUGCACCAGAGGCAGCGUAGACACUUGCAGGCAGCUCGGAGCAUCAUUCAGGGAACUGCAGAGCAUUCUGGGAUCCUUCCUAGUAAUCUCGGAGCCUCACAGCUGCCCUGUCCCUCUGAGAGAGCUGCCAACCAAGUCCUCAAUGAGAUCAGCGGAGUGGAGCAGGAGGUAGCACCACAUUCAAAAUGAGCGGAGGACUAAAAACACAAACAGUGUACUGAGAUGCAACCUGAUGUUAAAUUUAUUAUUGAUAUUAUUAAAGUGUAAGUUCAUCAUUGUGGGUAACUGGGUUAAUUAUAGGCUUUUGAUUAUUACUACUUACAUGUACUAUAGCUUGAUUGAACUAUAAGAAAUACAGUGCAUCUAUCAGUCUUUUGUUAUUGUUGACCACAAGAGGGCAGAAAAGCUCCAAACUAAACAGCCUGUUGUGACUUAAAUGGUUGUGAAUUCCUGUCAAAUUUGGGCCCAAACUACCAAUUUAGCUGUGAAUAUGUGUGAUAGAUUGCUUCCAUGUAUAAGCUGAUCAUAGAUAUAUAUUCAGUCAGCAAUGAAAUUCCAUUAAAAUAGACAUAGGGACAAAAGAAAUUAAUUUAUAAAAAGGUCAACACUAUGAUUGUAAAAUGUCCCAUAAAAGUUUUGUGAAAGAAGUUAAAAUGAAGGGUUAAAAACAUAUGCAAUUUAGAAAAACUCUUACCAUUUGCAGGUGUCAUAAAUGCAGCACAGUACAGACACAGGGCUGGAUUUUUCCAUCUGGCACCAACAACCAUGCUACGUUCAAAGUCACUUAAAUCACCUUUCUUCCCCAUUCUGAUGCUCGGUUUGAACUUCAGCAGGUUGUCUUGACCAUGUCUACAUGCCUAAAUGCAUUG
Messenger RNA from Epinephelus fuscoguttatus (brown-marbled grouper), 3011 nucleotides. It is a transcript of the gene cfap91, whose product is annotated as cilia and flagella associated protein 91. NCBI's taxonomy places the organism in Eukaryota, Metazoa, Chordata, Actinopteri, Perciformes, Serranidae. The record is from RefSeq and is a predicted model, not a curated record. The coding region runs from base 82 to 2331 and encodes 749 amino acids. The transcript is spliced from 17 exons.